Messenger RNA from Lathyrus oleraceus (garden pea), 978 nucleotides. RefSeq lists its product as uncharacterized. The record is from RefSeq and is a predicted model, not a curated record. The coding region runs from base 1 to 978 and encodes 325 amino acids. The transcript has 2 exons. Lineage: Eukaryota; Viridiplantae; Streptophyta; Magnoliopsida; Fabales; Fabaceae.
AUGGCUUGCAUAAAUGCUCAGAAGGUGCUUUAUAGUCCUUAUAUGUUCUUAGAAGAGGCUGAGUAUUGGUGGAAUAACUCAUGUCAGAGAAUGGAACCUAGUGGUACUGAGAUUACUUGGGAAGUGCUCAAGACUGUAUUUCUGGAGAAAUAUUUUCCUACUGAUGUGUGUAGCAAGAAAGAGAUUGAAUUCCUUAGGCUGACACAAGGAAAUAUGAUUGUGGCGGACUAUGCUAUGAAGUUUGAGGAGUUAUCUAGAUUAUGUCCUCAUUAUAAUGAGAUAUGGGCUAAAGAAUCUAAGUGCAUCAAAUUUGAGAGUGGAGGUCAUAUUAGCACUCGUUGUCAGAAGCCUAAGCAAGAAAAGUCUAGAGGAAAGGUUUUUGCUUUGUCUGGCUCAGUGACUACCAAAGAGGACAUAUUGAUCAUAGGUACAUGUUUUAUUAAUAAUAUUUCUUUAGUUGAUAUUGUCGAUACAAGUGCGACAUAUUUGUUCAUUUCUUUGGAUUGUGAAAAGAGGCUGAAUCUUGAGUUGUCAUCUAUGGGUGGGAGUAAGGUUAUUGAUACCUUUGUUAUGGGUUUUAUAACUACAUAUUUGGUUUGUUUGAAUUGUCCGCUGAGUAUUUUUGAUAGAGAUUUCAGGAUAGAUUUGGUUAGUCUUCCGUUAGUACAUAUCAACUACUAUGCAAAGAUAGUGAUGUUUCCAGAGUUCGUGGGAGAGGAAGACCUCUUUGUAUCUGCUAAGCAAGUGAAUGAGUAUGUGAAGGAUGACGGUCUCGUGCUUAUGAUGUUAGGUUCUUUGGAUGUAAAGGGUAAAGGAGUAAUUGGUGAUCUACCUAUUUGUGAUUUUCCAUAUGUGUUCCCUGAUGAUAUCGGUGAUUUGCGUCUAGAGAGUGAGAUGGAGUUUGCUAUAGACUUGGUACCUGACACUAGUCCCAUUUCGAUGGCUAUGUAUUGGAUGUCUGCUUCAGAGUUGAGUUAA